This is a messenger RNA of Arabidopsis arenosa, 915 nucleotides long. Lineage: Eukaryota; Viridiplantae; Streptophyta; Magnoliopsida; Brassicales; Brassicaceae. The record is from the annotation of a GenBank genome assembly.
CUUGACAAUUUCACAGCAAACCCUAGAUUUUAGAAAGAGAUAGAGAGAGAAAGAUGGGUAGAGGGAAGAUCGAGAUAAAGAGGAUAGAGAACGCAAACAACAGAGUGGUGACGUUCUCGAAGAGGAGGAAUGGGUUGGUGAAGAAGGCUAAAGAGAUCACAGUUCUUUGUGAUGCAAAAGUUGCUCUCAUAAUCUUUGCAAGUAAUGGUAAGAUGGUCGAUUAUUGUUGUCCUUCCAUGGAUCUUGGUGCUAUGUUGGACCAAUACCAGAAGUUAUCUGGCAAGAAACUAUGGGAUGCUAAGCAUGAGAACCUGAGCAAUGAGAUUGAUAGGAUCAAGAAAGAAAAUGAUAGCUUACAACUGGAGCUCAGGCACUUGAAGGGGGAAGAUAUACAGUCUCUCAACUUGAAGAACCUGAUGGCUGUCGAGCACGCCAUUGAGCACGGCCUCGACAAAGUCCGAGACCACCAGAUAGAGUUGCUCAACUCAAAGAGGAGAAAUGACAAGAUGAUUAUGGAGGAGCAUCGGCAACUCACUUUCCAGCUGCAACAACAGGAGAUGGCUAUAGCAAGCAACGCAAGAGGACUGAUGAUGAGAGAUCAUGAUGGGCAAUUUGGAUAUAGAGUGCAGCCGAUUCAGCCAAAUCUUCAGGAAAAGAUUAUGUCUUUGGUCAUCGAUUGAUCAUCGAGAUUUAUAAUCUCAUCAUCCUCAACUCCUAUCUAUAUCGUGGUAUUUAGUUUGUCUUAUGAAUCUGCAUGUCCUAAUCUCGAGCUAUAUAUAUACUCUCUAUCCGACUUUUACUUAAGCUAUAUGUGUGUUGUUUGCUUAUGACCUCUAUGUAUUGGUUGUGUACUUGUGUUGUGUUUAAACGUUUGGAACUAUUUGCAUGUGUGUGAAAUGAAACUAAUUAUUCCGA